CACGGGCAUCCAGCCAGAGCUGAGAUUAACAAGCACAACCAGCACGUUCGAGAGUACAGUCUAUCUGUUUCACCAUUCGCCAGCUUCCGGGAUAUAUUCUCCAUUGCAGUCGCCCCUUACUCUAUUUGAUCGCUCCCUCAAAAACUUCGCAAGUGCCAAUCUCGAAAUCCAAUACACCAUGAGCGAAAGCACUAGGCUGAAGAGCACGGUCUACGUGGGUGGUCUCGACCAGGCCGUGACGACGCAGACCUUGGCCGAAGCCUUUGUGCCCUUUGGAGAAGUCGUCGACAUCACUUUACCCAAGGCAGACGCACCCAACUCUGGCGACGCCCAUCGCGGCUUUGGAUAUGUCGAAUUCGAUCUUCCCCAGGAUGCCAAGGAAGCCAUCGACAACAUGGAUGGCAGUGAAAUUUAUGGGCGCACUAUCAAGGUCGCAGCCGCUAAACCCCAAAAGGAUGCGAACGAGGGUCUGGGCAGCAAGACCGCUAUCUGGGAGCAGGAGGGUUAUUUGGCCAAGUACGCUGUCGAUGAGGAGGACAGGCAAGCAGCCGAAGAGGCUCGACAGGCCAGUAAUCGGCCACAAGACCCGAUGCAAGGCCUAGAGCAACUCGACGUUGCAGGACCCAAGCCCGAAUGAACUACUUUAUUACGAUGGCCACGAUACAUAAUGAAAGACCACGAACAAUGAUACAAUUUGCCGAGAACAUCACGCUUGAGGGUUUACCCCCUCCGCUGGAAGAAGCCGGGCUAUGUACACACGCUCCGAUUCCAGAGCACGUCUUGAAUUUUUUUUGAGAUUCUCCUCGUUUUCUUACCGGAACUCAACCAGACUCAAACAAAUACAUGCGGCAAGCGGUCAUAAAGGGUGGGAUCACAUUCUCAGGAGCUCAGAUAAACAGGAUGGUACAUUUAGUGAUCGCGGCUCUCGGGGCUGUUGCGGUAGAGACGCAGGGUCUUGUCGGUCAUGAGCUUCUUGGUGCUCGAGUAGAUGGCAGCACCGACGGCAACGCUAGACAAUGGUUGUUAGCAUGGGAAAUGGUCCGAAUUCUCGACUCGGAGCGACGGGUGACAG
Penicillium brasilianum is the source of this 1072-nucleotide messenger RNA. The record is from the annotation of a GenBank genome assembly. NCBI's taxonomy places the organism in Eukaryota, Fungi, Ascomycota, Eurotiomycetes, Eurotiales, Aspergillaceae.